UGUCCAUGUAUUCUAGUAUUUUGGCGCGAAAUGUCAUAACCGUAAUCAUUACCGUGAUGAGCGAACGAUGACUGCAAUUUCAGGCCCCAAAACAUUUGUAACAAACUAAAACGAAUAUUUUCUGAAUUAUGAAAAAUAGGCUGUUAAAUAUCGACACGUAGCUGACCAAUAAAAUGACGACUACAGAAACAUCAGUAAACGUUCAUAGUGAUUUUCAAUCAAUGGCUGGUGAUGACUCGAGCUCAGGAGAUGAUGUUGUUGUACAGCGUAGAAGUAGAAGUAAAGUCUUACCUUCUGACGACGAAGGAGACGAAGGUGAUACUGAUUCUGCAGAACUGAAAAUGGUCGAUCGAAAUGUUGCCAGUCACAAGGAAACAACAAGUUUAAAUAAAUGUGAAGUGUCAGAUGUUGGAAAUAUAGGCUGUGAAGAUAAUGAGAUGUCAGAAGAUAUAUGUGGCGGUUCACAAAGUAAUGGCAAAAUAUCUAAAAGAUCCAAAGAAGAGCUAGACAUUUCUACAAAUUUUUCCAAAGCGAUAUCACAGAGUGAUGAUAAUGUCAGAAACGAAGAGAAGUCCUGGAAUCCAACUAGGCUUUCACGUAUUCUAGACAGUGAUUCUGAAGAUGAAGAUUUCAAUUCACUGUUUACACAAAAAGCGACCAGUAAAAUCAAGAAUUCUUCUCUGCAAACUCCUGGUUCCGAUGACUUUUAUCAAACAAUUGACGGUCAUAAGAGUGCAAACGGUAAUAAACUUAAAAGAGUCAUAGGCAGUGAUUCAGAAGAUGAGAAAGUCGCUGAUAAUAGAGAACUUUCAAGUAUUAUCAGUGUGGCUGAUAAAAUUAAAAAUAACAAAAAUAUCUUGAAGCCAGAUAAAAUCAGCGCACUAAUUGAUACGGAUUCUGAAGAUGAUCUCCCAACCAGGCGUGAAUUUGAAACAUCAUCAAAUGAAAAUGAGCAUUCCGCCACAUCGACUAAUGUUAUAAGCAAAAAAGGAAAGUCGGAGAAGAAACGAAGUGGAUCGAUCAGAGCAGCGAAGGAAGAAGCGAUGCGUGAGAUACAUAGUGAAACGCAGAGAAUGCUAAGAGAAAGCCAAGUUUAUCUACCUUAUCACAGACCCAAACAACGCACGCUACAAGAAUUUUUGAACAGGAAGAAAAGUUUGCCAAAACUACCUGCAACACUGGCUACUGCAGCGAAAGUUAGAAUGUCUGGUGAGCUUGUGGGCAAAGUUUUGGAGGAGAAGGAGAAAGAAGCAGAACUCUUUUACAAAUCAUCAUCAGAAUCUGAUAGCGAAGACCCUGGUUCCACUGCCACCAACACACAGCUACAAGCAAACGUUGUUAAUAAUGAUGUGAAAACUAUUCCUAUCGAAGACACUCAGAAAGUCACAACUAAUGACCUCCAAAAUUGCCAGAAUAAAAAAGAGAUUAUUAAACAAGGAGAUAAGAACAUUGGUGUGCCAAGGAAAUUGUUUAGCGCCGAGAAUGAAUUCAACGUAGCUGAUUGUCCCUCACCUGUUGAAGAUGAUGAUUUGGAAGAAAUGUCAAGUGUAAAUACACACCCCAAUCAACGACGUAAAGAAUUUAAACAUGGUCUAAAUAGUGUUAGCAUACCAAGAAAAUUAUUUGAAUCAGAAUGUGAGGAGCCAACGGAUGCAAAUUUUACAACAACCCAGGAAAGUCAGGAUAUCAAUACCGUUGACAAAGUUCAGGAAAAUUGCGAGGAAGGCAGUAAGCAAUUGACAAUUUUAAAUGAGUUAGAUCCGCUGGUAGAGAGUCAAAACGCUGAUCGACUUGUGGAAAAUCAAAACACUAGGAUAAACGAAUCAACCGAAGAUAAGGAAAAUUUUGAACUCAAAAUGUCAGAAGAUCCAUUUGAAUUGGUGGGGAAGAUGACAGAUCUGCAAAGCAAUAAAGUUACGAAAGUUGGUGAAAACAAAUUUGAAGCUAUAAUAGAUACGCCGUUCAUUAAUAAUCAUGAGGUUUUUGAAUUGAACGACAAAAAGAAAACAGAAUCUGAGAUACGUAUUGCUAAUGAAAUUUUAGCGGAGAAUAACAAGACUGAAUCUAAUGAACUUCACUUGGGCUCAUCAGAGUCUUCCGAAUUGUCAUCAAUUGCUAGCAAGUCACAGCGCAAUAAAGAAGAUCAAGAAUGUGAAGAUGAACCAAUAGGUCAUGUUUAUGGAUUACCACUACCAGAAUUCGAUGGUGAAAAGCCCAGAGUAAUGAAAACUUUAAUUCUACCAAGCAUUAUGAAAUUAAUUCCGAAACUUCAAGGGUCACCAGGUAUGAUGGUUGAACUGUCGUCUCCAAAAGCUGGUCUUGACGAAUUGAGGAAAAGAUUUUUAAAGCACUCUGUUAAAAAAACUUUCGAUUCUAGUUCAGAAGUUACUGUAAUGCACACAGAGCAGACCGCAAGUGGUCUCAAAGUUAUAAAUGAAGUUCUACCGUAUAAAGCACCAAGUAAUGAAAAUAACGAGGUUUCGGAAUUAAGCAAACCUGGCACAAAAUUCAUGCGCUUGAAGAAAGAGUUGCAGCAUCAGAUGGCAGUACAACGCACCAAUGAAUGGAAACAAAAGGAAAUGGAAAUUGAAAACUCAAAGAACGAUGACGUUUACGAUGAUGAGUUGUCUGAUUGUGAAAUGGCAGAUGAUGCUAACAAAGAUGACGAGCUGAGCGAUACUGAAAUAAGUGAACCUGAAGAAGAUGACAUACCCAUCACAGAUAAAAAAGAAACUUACAAAAGUCCUUUUUUGGAUGGGGAGGCUGAAGUUAGUGGAGAGGAAUUAGAAGAAAACCAAGAGGAAGAGUUCAGCGAAGUGGAUGAUGCUGAGGACACGGACAGCAAUGAAAGUAUUAAUGAUAAUGAAGACGUAUGUGAAGAAGAUGAGCAGAGUGAAAAUGAAGAUAGUCAAAACAAUAAGUUUGGCAAAUUAAAACGCAUAAAGAAAGCUUUCGAAGAUGACGAUUCAAAUGAUUCCGAAGCAGAGGAUACUGGAACUGGUCUAAAUAAAGAGGGAAAAAGUAGUAUCAGAAGAAUGAAAACAGAUGUUGAUAUAUUUGCAACUGACAACAAUAGCCAAGAUGACUCAAUGAGUAGUACAGAGGGUGAUUUACCCGUGUAUCAACGAUCAGACGAAAGAAGUCAGUCCUGUGCAACACCAUCAGUGAUAAAUAAUUCACUUAGUUUAAUUUCACCGAUUACACAAUUGACAGCUUUGAACACAGGCUCAGAAUUAACUAGUACAGAUUUCAGAUCAGUGCACAAUUCUUCGCAAUCAAUGACGCCGUUAGGUGUGGGAGAUACCCCAAUAGAAGAAAAACAUUAUCGUACCUACAGUCCUGAAAAACGUGAGAAGUUGCAAAAACAAUUGUUCGCUGAUAACAAGGGUUCACCAAACGAGACUGAAUUAAUGAGUUUAUGCUCCGGUCCAUUUUUCAGUCCAAGUGACAACAACGAAUUGGAUAAACUGAUGCAUACGUCAAGAAAAACAAGCGUAUCUGAUGCAGAAUUACUGGAGUUAUGCUCAGGAACCUUUGCAACUCAACCUGUUGAUAUUGAAAAACUUGAAGCUUCGCAAACGAAAGAACAGAUGAAAGAAAAACAAAAUGAAACAGAUGAUAUGAAAUUUUUGAGCCAUAGUUCAAAGAAAAUAUUUCAGCAACCUCAUUCAGAUUCGAAUGAACUUAAGAUAGUAUUUUCAUCCGAUGAUGAGGAUGACACUUUUUCUUUGUAUUUAAAAAAUAGCAAGUCAAGAAAAUCAAGGAAAAAGGUAAAAACAUUGAAACUAUCAGAUGAUGAGGACGAAAAUGAUGGCGAAAUUUCGUUGAAUUUCAAUGAGAAACAAGAUGUUGACGAAAAUUUUGUUGACUACGAUUCUGAAGAAAAUGAGAUAAUAGUACCAAAGAAGGAUAUCAAAAAAACUGCCGCUGGUUUCCUUGAUGAAGAGGCAGAAUUAUCUGAGAGUGAAUGGGGAUCUUCGGAUGAAGAUGAAAAAGAUUUGGAUAAACUUGAUAUGGAAGAGGGAGAUUUAGAAGACAUUGAUCAAGAUCAAGUUAAAAAACAAUUGGAGAAGAUGCAUAUGAAACAAGUAUUGGAUGAAGAUCAGAGAGAAGUUAGACUGUUACAGGAAAUUUUGUUAGAAGAUGGAGAACUACAUUCGGAUGGUGCAAGUCGCCAACGAAAAUUUAAGUGGAAAAAUAUUGAUAAAUUGGGGGAUGAUAAUGAACAGCCGUUGCAGAAUAUAGAUGAAGAAGCUAACACUUUAGAAGAUCCCACUGAAGUAGAAAGUGAAUUAGAAUGGCGUAAACAGAGACUGGAACGUGAGCAAUUCUUAAAAGAGCAUAAGAUAAAUGCAGCUGAGAAAUUGGAAAAGGAAAUGGACGAUAGUCAGUUAUUCGAACUUGGCCUGAGGGCCUUAAAGAGAAACAAAUGUAACAAGACUUUGAACAAAAAUUCAUCAAUUGACAGUGAAAUAUCGGGUUUGCCCGUUCCGCGUAAUACCGUUGCAGAUUUAUUUGCCAAGCCAGGUUCUGGAACAAAAACAUCUGCAAUCCAAACCGCCAUUCACCGAGGCUCGUUCUUAGCCAGGGGAGAAGAAUCCUUGGCUAGGCUUUCUUUAAUAACUAAGCAGAAUAGUGACCAAACCACCAUUAGGACAAAGAAUCCAAGGAAUUUUGUAUUCGCUCAUCUCAGUCCCGCUAUCGAAGUUUCGGCUGAAGAUGAUACGAAGUCAUAUUCCCAAGAAAAUGAUAAUACUGCAGCUGCAAAGUCACGAAAACGGAAACCAGCAUUCAACAUGACGCCGCUUGCCUCGAAGAAAUCAAAGAAAGAAUUUCACAAAAAUAGUAGAAGUAAACUGUUUGAUUAAAAUGUCGAACAUGUAGCAAUAUUUUUUUACCCUACACAAGUGAUAGUGAUAACAAUGUAUAUAUAAUAUAGCCAUUUGCAUAGUGUAGUUAUACCCGCGGUGUUAUAUCUAUAUAUCAGUGCUUAUGUGUCACGAAAAACGGCAACUCUUAAAACGUUAACGUGUUGCAUGUUGCUUAUCCAGAGUUUGACAGGCGCAA
Messenger RNA from Diprion similis, 5067 nucleotides. Its product is annotated as claspin-like. The coding region runs from base 174 to 4868 and encodes 1564 amino acids. The record is from RefSeq and is a predicted model, not a curated record. Gene Ontology annotation, biological process: activation of protein kinase activity; mitotic G2 DNA damage checkpoint signaling; mitotic DNA replication checkpoint signaling. Gene Ontology annotation, molecular function: anaphase-promoting complex binding. NCBI's taxonomy places the organism in Eukaryota, Metazoa, Arthropoda, Insecta, Hymenoptera, Diprionidae. The transcript is spliced from 9 exons.